Molecule: messenger RNA, 1383 nt
Organism: Penicillium verhagenii
Lineage: Eukaryota; Fungi; Ascomycota; Eurotiomycetes; Eurotiales; Aspergillaceae
Exons: 2
Coding region: 1-1383 (460 amino acids)
Source: RefSeq, a predicted model, not a curated record
AUGUCGACAGCAAUUGCAUCCGCGACGGCGGCUCAGCUAUCCUCGCCGCAUACCACCCGCGAUCCCAGCCCCAAGAAUUGCCCGACCUUGGCACCUCCGCCUGCGGUUAAUUCCUCUCCAUCCCGGAUGGCAAGUUCACAAGAUGGCCCCAGGGGCACUCCAGAGAACAAAGGCCCAUCGUCUCCAUCGCAAGGUAGCGCGGGUCCCAAAAUCACCGUCAAAAAGGAGCCUCCAUCCUCUCCCCGUAUGCAAAGCCGUCCCCGUCCCCGCAAGCUGGAUCUAUCGACAAGUCUUCCCUCCUCUAGCGGCUUGACCGUCCGACCACCAGGAGGUCCGAUGACCGCUCGCGAUGGUGUUACCAUGCAGGAUGUCGGCCUCGCCUGUCUGUCGCCCGGCUUCCAGACAUAUGAUCCGGUAAUGAGGGAGCAACUACAGCGCAGCCUGUCCGUGCGCGAACAGCAGCGAUCAAUAAUCGAGGCGCGAAUGCAGAAACCUGGCAAGGAUGACGCGCCUUCGUCACAAACGGGUUUCAUGGGCAUGCCACCCCGGAGUGGCUCCAAGCGACGAGCACCGCCUGGCCUCUCCAUCGUCCCGCCAUCCGCAUCCCAGUUUGCCAACGAGCGGGUCAUCCAAUCCGCCCCGUUGCACCAAACUUUCACCGGCCGUUAUCAACCCCAGCCUUUGACCCGUCACGUCGUCAACCAGAGUCCAACACUAGGCGCUUCAUCGCAUAUGCAUCAGAUUCCGGCCCCCCAGACCAACAACCGUCUUCCUCCCCUCUCCGAUGUGUUCGGAUCCGAUGCGCUCGGCCGUGAUCGCGAACCCAGCCGCCAGGGUCUAUACGUGAAUGCGUCGAGCAGCAACUCCUCGCAAUCAAACUUGGCUCCCAUGCCUUCUCCGGGUCUACCUGCCAUGUCUACGACCCCCAGUCGACCACGGGAAUACCGAUCCGCCGAGGAAGCCGUACAGGAGCUAUCAGGCGGACGGGAAGAGCUGCUUCCCCGGAUUGUGCAUUAUGGAGGACACCAACCGCCCACACCGCCAUCCCCGCAGACCAUGCAUACCAUUCCCAAAACUGCGCCGAUGGCCUGGGAAGAAUCAGCACCCACUUCUCUCGCUCCAAUGCAAAUGGCGGAUACGACUGCGCGCCGUCGCCCUCGCUCCGAAUACGAGCAUGAUAAUGGAAGCCCCCCGCUGGGACAUGGUCCUGAUUCUCAGUAUCGACCUAACCCGGCUACCAACCCAGCCCCCAGUGCCACUUUCCCUCCCACUACCUUCCCCGGUCCCUUUGGCGCCGGCCGGGACUCGCCCGAGACAACACAGAAGAAGAAGGAUGAGUUCUUGGGUCUUUGUGCUCGGGCAUGGGAUCUGUUCCAUUCGUGA